AUGACAACUCUGGCUGGAGCUGUCCCCAGGAUGAUGCGACCCGGGGCCGGACAGAACUACCCCCGCAGCGGGUUCCCGCUGGAAGUCUCUACUCCUCUAGGCCAGGGCAGAGUCAAUCAGCUCGGAGGAGUGUUUAUCAAUGGCAGGCCUUUACCCAACCAUAUCCGACACAAGAUAGUGGAGAUGGCCCACCAUGGCAUAAGGCCCUGUGUCAUCUCUCGCCAGCUGCGAGUGUCCCACGGCUGCGUCUCCAAAAUUCUCUGCAGGUACCAGGAGACGGGCUCCAUCCGGCCGGGGGCCAUCGGCGGCAGCAAGCCCAAGCAGGUGACGACGCCGGAUGUUGAGAAGAAAAUCGAGGAAUAUAAGCGGGAAAACGCGGGCAUGUUCAGCUGGGAGAUUCGGGACAAGCUGCUGAAGGACGGGGUGUGUGACCGCAACACGGUGCCGUCAGUGAGCUCCAUCAGCCGCAUCCUGCGGAGCAAGUUUGGGAAAGGCGAGGAAGAAGAGGCUGAGCUGGAGAGGAAGGAGGUGGAGGAAGGCGACAAGAAGGCCAAGCACAGCAUUGACGGCAUCCUCAGCGAAAGAGCCCCAGUGUCACCCCAGUCUGAUGAAGGCUCUGACAUUGAUUCGGAACCAGAUUUACCGUUAAAAAGAAAGCAGCGUCGUAGCAGGACAACCUUCACAGCAGAGCAACUGGAAGAGCUGGAAAGAGCUUUCGAGAGGACACACUACCCUGAUAUUUAUACUAGGGAAGAACUUGCGCAAAGAGCCAAACUCACAGAGGCUCGUGUCCAGGUCUGGUUUAGUAACCGUCGCGCUAGAUGGAGGAAACAGGCAGGAGCCAAUCAACUGAUGGCUUUCAACCAUCUGAUCCCAGGAGGAUUUCCACCCAGUGCCAUGCCAACUCUGCCGACGUACCAGCUCUCUGAGCCCUCCUAUCAACCCACCUCCAUACCGCAAGCUGUGUCUGAUCCAAGCAGUACCGUCCAUAGACCUCAGCCUCUCCCUCCAAGCACUGUACACCAAAGCAGCCUCCCUUCGAAUCCAGAGAGCAGCUCUGCCUAUUGCCUACCCAGCACCAGGCAUGGAUUUUCCAGCUAUACAGACAGCUUUGUGCCUCCGUCCGGGCCCUCAAAUCCCAUGAACCCUGCCAUUGGCAAUGGCCUUUCACCUCAGGUAAUGGGACUCCUGACUAACCACGGUGGUGUGCCUCACCAGCCCCAAACUGAUUAUGCCCUGUCCCCUUUAACCGGGGGCCUGGAGCCCACCACCACUGUGUCAGCCAGCUGCAGCCAGCGCCUAGAUCACAUGAAGAGUUUAGACAGCCUGCCUACAUCCCAGUCCUACUGCCCGCCCACCUACAGCACCACGGGUUACAGCAUGGACCCCGUCACAGGCUACCAGUACGGCCAAUACGGACAAAGUGCCUUUCAUUAUCUGAAGCCAGAUAUUGCAUAA
Molecule: messenger RNA, 1458 nt
Organism: Grus americana (Whooping crane)
Lineage: Eukaryota; Metazoa; Chordata; Aves; Gruiformes; Gruidae
Gene: PAX3
Product: paired box 3
Exons: 10
Coding region: 1-1458 (485 amino acids)
Biological process (GO): regulation of transcription by RNA polymerase II; anatomical structure development
Molecular function (GO): RNA polymerase II cis-regulatory region sequence-specific DNA binding; DNA-binding transcription factor activity, RNA polymerase II-specific
Source: RefSeq, a predicted model, not a curated record